Messenger RNA from Schizosaccharomyces osmophilus, 1344 nucleotides. RefSeq names its product 3-hydroxy-3-methylglutaryl-CoA synthase (gene hcs1). Lineage: Eukaryota; Fungi; Ascomycota; Schizosaccharomycetes; Schizosaccharomycetales; Schizosaccharomycetaceae. Gene Ontology annotation, molecular function: hydroxymethylglutaryl-CoA synthase activity. The coding region runs from base 1 to 1344 and encodes 447 amino acids. Gene Ontology annotation, biological process: ergosterol biosynthetic process; acetyl-CoA metabolic process. The record is from RefSeq and is a predicted model, not a curated record. The transcript is spliced from 2 exons.
AUGUCUUUUGAUCGAAAGGAUAUCGGUAUCAAAGGUCUCUUCCUUUAUACCCCCAAUCAAUAUGUUGGACAAUCUGCUUUGGAGGAACACGAUGGUGUUUCUGCCGGAAAGUAUACCAUUGGCCUCGGAUUGAACAAAAUGGCUUUUGUUGACGACCGCGAAGAUAUCUAUUCUUUCGCCCUUACUGCUCUUUCUCAACUCAUUCAAAAAUACCAAAUUGAUGUUAACAAUAUUGGCCGCUUGGAAGUUGGUACCGAAACUCUCAUUGACAAGUCCAAGUCUGUCAAGAGUGUUUUGAUGCAACUCCUGGGUGAAAAUAGCAACGUCGAAGGUAUCGAUUGCGUCAAUGCCUGUUAUGGUGGUGUAAAUGCCCUUUUUAACACUGUCGACUGGAUUGAGUCUUCCGCCUGGGAUGGUCGGGAUGCCAUCGUAGUUGCUGGCGACAUUGCUUUGUAUGACAAAGGCAAUGCCAGACCUACCGGUGGUGCCGGAUGUGUUGCUCUCUUGGUUGGUCCCAACGCUCCUAUCGUUUUAGAACCAGGCUUGCGUGGUACUCACAUGGAACACGCUUAUGACUUUUACAAGCCUGAUUUGACCAGUGAAUACCCUUAUGUUGAUGGUCAUUUCUCUCUUGAGUGUUAUGUCAGAGCUUUAGACAAAGCCUAUGCUGCUUAUAAUGUUCGUGAUGCUGCCAAGAAUGGAAAGUCGAAGGGACUAGGCAUUGACCGUUUCGACUACUGCGUCUUCCAUGCCCCCACUUGUAAGCAAGUUCAAAAAGCUUAUGCUCGCCUUCUUUACACUGACUAUGCUGAUCAACCUGGCGUUGCUGAAUUGGAUAGUGUCCGUGAGCUCCUUAAUACAUUACCUGCCGCCAAGACUCUUACCGAUAAGACUCUUGAGAAAACCUUAAUGGCUAUUACCAAAGAACGUUAUAAUCAGCGUGUCCAUUCCAGUAUUUAUGCUCCUACUAAUUGCGGUAACAUGUACACUGCCAGUGUCUUCUCUUGCCUUACCUCCCUCCUUUCACGUGUUCCUGCCGCUGAACUUCAAGGUAAGCGUGUCGGCGCUUACUCUUAUGGUUCUGGCUUAGCCUCUUCUUUCUUUUCUUUGGCCAUCAAAGGUGAUGUCUCCAAUAUUGCCCACAAGGCUAACUUUGUUAACGAUGUUGAAAGCCGUCAUUCCAUGACUCCUGUCGAGUACGAAAACGCCAUUGAAUUGCGCCACCAGGCACAUUUGAAGAAGAACUUUACUCCCCAAGGCAAUGUCGACCGCCUUCGCUCUGGUACUUAUUACCUUACUGGCAUUGAUGACAUGUUCCGUCGCAGUUACGAAGUUAAACAUUAA